Molecule: messenger RNA, 2973 nt
Organism: Zootermopsis nevadensis
Lineage: Eukaryota; Metazoa; Arthropoda; Insecta; Blattodea; Termopsidae
Product: achaete-scute complex protein T3
Biological process (GO): positive regulation of transcription by RNA polymerase II; neuron differentiation; sensory organ development
Cellular component (GO): RNA polymerase II transcription regulator complex
Molecular function (GO): protein dimerization activity; RNA polymerase II transcription regulatory region sequence-specific DNA binding; DNA-binding transcription factor activity, RNA polymerase II-specific
Source: RefSeq, a predicted model, not a curated record
CCAAAAGAGAGAGAGACAGAGAGAGAGACGGAUUUAUGAGCGAGACUGAAAUGUUUUUUUUGUGGUACUGGUGUAGAAAAGGGGGAAGUUGAAUGUGGUGAAAGAGAGGAAGGAAGAUUGGAAAUAGUGAACAGAAGUAGAGAAGAAAAACUUAUGUUAGAACGUAGAGGAGGGGUAUUUGUGUGUGUGUGUGCGUGCGUGAGAGUGAGGUAGGGAGGGGUGGGGAGGAAAGGGGGGGGUAGAGGUUGGUUUAGUACAUAGACCAGUGUAACAGAGCAGACAGAAGCAUUUCGGGAGUUGUAACCGAAGGUACAAGGUCGUUGAGAGCCAGUGUCAGUUUCUUACACGCGUCUGCAUAGCGAAAUCAUAGAAUAAGUUCGGUGCGCGCGAGACAGUGGCGGUGAAUCCUGUUCAUUAUUUAGACUUGUAACGAUAAGUAAAAGACAAGUGAACGUGCGUACUGGAAAACCCCCCUGCAAAGACCUCGCGUCUUAGUUGUUAUGGAAACACGACUGACGUUAACGUGAGAACGGUUCUUUAUAAACAUUUCAGAGCAGAAGAUUAUGAACUCAGUGAAUUCUUCAAGUGCGUUUUAGUCUCUUAUCGGUUCAUCUCAUGGCAGCAGUUACAACCUUAAGCGUUAUGACACUCGGACACCAGCAAAAGGCGAUGGCAAAUCUCGUUCAGCCAUCAUCCGCUUCGACGACGGGUGAUUCCGACCCCCAACACUUCCUCCCCUCACCUCUCCACCACCCUGGUACAGCAGCUAAGACCGUCCUAGUCCAACAGAAGAGAACUUCCACUCCUGCGUCCACGUCGAUGGCAGACAACGGCAGGACCAGCGUCGUGGUCAACAACACAGCUGAUACGUUGAGAUGUAAACGUCGGAUAAACUUCUCGCACAACACUCAUCUCACAUAUUCCGGUAUUCCAGGACAUCAGCCGGCGUCAGUGGCACGUCGCAAUGCUCGCGAGAGAAACAGGGUGAAACAGGUCAACAACGGAUUCGCCACCCUGAGAUCCCACAUCCCUCCUUCAGUAGCCGUCGCCUUGUCUUCAUCGACAGCGUCCAGCAGCGGUUCUGGAAGUCGCGGUGCGAGCAAGAAACUAAGCAAAGUCGAGACCCUGAGGAUGGCAGUCGAGUACAUCAGAAGUCUUCAGCAGCUGUUGGACGACCACGCUGCAGAAACAUCUUCAACGACUUCCUCAAUACCAGAAACAGGGUCUUCGACCUUGACGACGACUACAAGUGAGACGGGGUAUUAUUCCGGUAGUCCGGAAUCGACUGUAACGAUCCUUACAGCUACCACGACUUUACCAGUCGCGUCACAACAUUACGGUCAUCACACGUCUGGGAACACCCAUCCCCUUCUGAUCCAACAACAGGCACCUCUCACUGGUUCCUCGUUGUCACCGCCUUGUUCAGAAGCGUCUUCCUCGCCGACGCCAUCUUACGCGUCCGAAGGUUCAGGUUCUGCUGUGUCUUCGUACGCGCCGACGUCCUUGUACCAACAGGAAAACUACGAGAACUACGAACCGAUGAGUCCGGAGGAUGAAGAACUCUUGGACGUUAUCUCUUGGUGGCAACAAAGCCAGUGACGGUUACUCACAUCCCUUGAUUCUGGAACCAGCCUGCCGAGACGAGACAUCAAUCUGGCAGACGUUGAAGAAUGGUCGAGGAAAGGAAAACCCAACGAAAAGAUAUUCGUCUUCCCGUCUUUGAACAAACAGCACAGAGCCACAAGAUGAAGUGAUAAUUGAAUGUGUCUGACAUUACUAACGCCUUGGCGGACUGAGUCAUGGACUUAGCCUUAGGAAGAGCUUAAUUCUUCGCUGUCUUUCAGAAUAGGCGUGCCUUAUAAAGAUGAGAAAUCUCUCAUCGGUUAUUAUGUUUCCAAGUUGAGACUAUGUUUAAUAAAAUAUAUAUUUUGACUGAUAUAUCGAAACUAGGUGAUAACUGUUACAAAUGUCUCUCGCGUAUUUUGAACCGUUGAUUUAUCUAGUCAGAUUUCAAGUAUAUUUUAUAGAAUAUUGUACAUUUGUAAAUAAUAUAAAAUGAUAUUAGUUGCAUUUAGAAAGUUGUAAUUAAUACUUGUUACGUAAUGUUUGCAGAAGAAAAAAAAAACACGAAACUGUCAGCGUAUUGUUUACAGUUCAAUUGUCGAAAUCCUCAAGGAAAAAAUUACAUAUUGCCAUAUAUCUCAGUAUUGUAUUUGAUUAAAUUAAUUAAGUAAUAUUUCACUAAUCAUCACGAGUAAUUUAAUGUUAUUGGAAUCACUUUGUCAAAUAACGUCUUUUGUUAAGAAUGUCUGAACCACCAGUGAAUAUAUUUAAUUUUGAUAAUUAUUUUGACAAAUUACUCUACAUCAUUUGUUUAAAAAAACUUGCAGAAUAUAUUUACAACUUCGUAAAAUUUAAAUACGUCGAUAAAGUACGUACUCAGGAAAGUGACGUGGUAUCUGUUCUUACUUAAGAGUGUACGAUUUAUCUUAGGUAUAGUAAUAAAACAUACACUCACCCUAUAAAAUAUGAUCUCUCUCUUCAAAGACAAUGAAAGUGUAAGUAGGUUUUGUUUUGAUAGGUAGAAGCUUUUUUUUUUUUACAGGUAACGAACAAAAACUAGGCAUGUACGUUUUGUGGAGAUAAAACGUAACACAUCACAUACAUUCCGAUAAUUAACAUUUUCUUGUAUAAUUUUAAGUUAAUCUUGUUGACUGUUUGGUCAUUUACGUAUUUUAUACAUCAUUUGUGAUUAUAUCAUAAGACGACGUGCCUUAAAAGAACUUGUACUCGGACGAAAUAUUUCUUAAAAAUUAUUCUCCAUGACGCAUUCCAAUGUUUGUUAUAAUGUUAUGUUUGUAAAUAUGUACUUUAUUAUGAUGAAAGGUAAUGUUCAAAAAAGUGAGGGCAAAUUUUAUAUUCCUGCUCAUUUUUAUAUGCCAUUUUUGAGAAUACAUAAUUUUUUUUGUAUUA